AAUGUGCAGAAACAAGAGGUAUAAAGUCACCACCCAAGCCGGUCCCCGCACACCCUGACCAGCUCUCAGACAGGCAAGAUGAUGCGAGCAGCACUCCUGUGUUUGGUGGUGGCCUUCGUUGAGGCGUCAGAAUCCGGAGAAGCACGGUGCCAGGACAAUCAUGAUAUAACCCCACCGAGUACCUGGGCCGACUGGGGAAUGAAGCUCUGGCUUGUUGGAGAAUGUGGGAAGACCAUAGAAAAUGACCUGACUGCACUGCGUGCAGAAAUGAAGGGUGAAGACAAAAUGGAAUGGGAGGAUAUCCGCGAGAGACUGGAUGGGGUUAUUGAGAAGACUUCCAAGAUAAUAUUCCAUUCACGCUUGUUGUUCGGGCCUAUGCUGACAAUGCCAACUGAAAUGGAGUCUCUUGUGUGCGAUAGUGUGGUCACUUUCUCAAAGACUGAAGAUUUUGAGGCAAGUCCAGCUCUGCGCCACGGUCCUAUCCUAGCUGACGCCAAAUGUUUCUCUGUCCUUGUAAGACAGGCCUUCACCUUCCGCUGGAUGGAACAGAACAAAUACAGCGAGCAAGAGGUCGCAUUGCUGUUCAUGGAGUCUGUGAAUCAUCUGUUGAGGCUGCAGCAUGAUGGGCAUGCCUUCCACGUUGCCUUGUCCAAGCUGUCCGGCAGACAGGACGACAAGCCGUCCGACAGCUAUGACACAGAUGCGGUUAAAGUCGACACCAAAGAAAACAUCCUUGAGAGACUGAUCAAAGCAUUGAAGACAAACCCCUGAACACAUUCGCCUCCCCACAUUCCUGUCACGCUCUUUGCGUUCUUACCACAUAACCACGUUUCUCAACCAGCUUUAACUUAUCCCGCUACAGAGCUUAACAAGCGUGCACUUUCAUCUACACUGAGAGAAUCCAGUAAAAAAACAUACAGUGAAGUUAUGCUUCGGGAAAAUAAGACACUCGUUAAACUUUAGUAUUUGAGGAUUUUACUACCUUGGCAAUAUUGGCCGAUGAUCUUCGGCGCACAGUCGAUAUGUCUUGUCAUAAAAAUGUCCCUCUUUCAGUUAUGACCAUAUUUCUCUGCAUAAAUCUUAAAUAAAUCUUGGUUCCAACACAGCAGGAAUGCUCUGUUUGUAAUACAACUGCAUUUAUUUGACAUCACCAGUUACUCGUAGAAUAGACCCUGUGAUGUGAUGAAACAGGAAUAAAGUACUUCAAAUAAGA
Molecule: messenger RNA, 1213 nt
Organism: Haliotis rufescens (red abalone)
Lineage: Eukaryota; Metazoa; Mollusca; Gastropoda; Lepetellida; Haliotidae
Exons: 8
Coding region: 79-771 (230 amino acids)
Source: RefSeq, a predicted model, not a curated record